Rhizophagus irregularis DAOM 181602=DAOM 197198 is the source of this 2009-nucleotide messenger RNA. Lineage: Eukaryota; Fungi; Glomeromycota; Glomeromycetes; Glomerales; Glomeraceae. The record is from RefSeq and is a predicted model, not a curated record.
UUUGUUAGUUUUACUGAACAAAAGAUAACCAAAAUGUCAGAUCAAGAAAUAAAGACUGGUAGCAAACAUGAAAGAGAGGAAGAGGAGGAGGAAGAGAAACAAGACCAAGAAGAAGAAGAAGACAUCGGACCAGCUAUACCAAUAGCUAUUGAAACACCAAAAAAGAAAAAACGAGAAUAACUCGUAGUUCUAAUGCACGAACGAACUUAUUUGGAACGUUUGCCUUCGGCUGAUAUGUAUGAACGUAGUUAUAUGCAUCGUGAUGUUUUAAGUUUUGUGGCCACCACAGCAACGGAUUUUAUAAUUACAACAUCAGUUGAUGGACAUUUGAAAUUUUGGAAAAAGAAUGAUAAAGGAAUUGAAUUUGUGAAGCAUUUUCGCGCACAUAUCGGAAAUAUCACUAGUAUCAGUGUUUCUGCGGAUGGGUUGUUAUUAGCAACUGGUGCGGUAGAUAAAGCAUUAAAAGUAUUCGACGUAGUUAAUUUCGACAUGAUUAAUAUGAUGAAAUUGGAAUAUACGCCAAAUAGUAUCUGUUGGGUUCAUAAACGAGGUCAAGCUCAGACAUUAUUAGCCAGUUCUGAUGACGCCGGCAACAUUUUUAUCUAUGAUGGUCGAGGUGAUGAACAACCCCUACAUAAAGUUCCAAAGUUACAUAAUCAUCCGGUUCACUUGAUGACAUAUAAUGAGAAGGAUCAUACGGUUUUAUCUGCAGAUACAUCAGGAAUGUUGGAAUAUUGGGUACCAGAAGAACCUUUUGGCUUGCCCAAAACAGUAUCAUUUGAAUUCAAAUCUGAUACAGAUCUUUAUGAAUUCAAAAAAAUGAAAACAUCUCCGACAUCAAUGACAUUUUCUCCGGAUUACAAACAAUUUGUAACAACAAGUAUUGGAGAUCGUCAAAUACGAGUUUUUAGAUUUAAAACCGGAAAGAUGAUUCGAAAGUAUGAUGAGUCAUUAUCGGUUAUAAGUGAAAUGCAGCAGGCUGGGACUGCUAUAUAUAAAUUAGAUGAUAUGGAAUUUGGUCGUAGACUUGCUGUAGAACGUGAAUUAGAAAAGACUUCACUAGCAUCCACGAUGAAUGCAGUUUUUGAUGAAAGUAGUAACUUCAUCAUUUAUCCUACACUGCUUGGUAUCAAGAUUGUCAACCUAACGACAAAUAAGGUGGUUAGAUUAAUUGGUAAAACGGAACCACAUCGGUUUCUUAAUAUGUCAAUGUAUCAAGGAGCUCCAAAAAGAAAGGCCCUUAUUACAAUGGAAAUGGCAGCGUCGGAUAAUCCAUUGAUGAGAGAAAGUGAAUUAAUGGAUCCAACGUUAUUUUGUACAGCAUAUAAAAGAAAUCGAUUUUUCAUGUUUACAAAACGUGAACCAGAUGCUCAUGAAUCACAUAAAGGAGAUAGGGAUGUGUAUAAUGAAAAACCAUCAAGGGAAGAACAAACAGUAGCAUCAGCGCAACCCACCAAACAAAAAUUGGGUAAUACAGCCAUAUUGCGUACAACUUCAGGAGAUAUUCAUGUAAGAUUAUUCCCAGAAUAUGCACCAAAAGCCGUGGAGAAUUUCGUUACACACGCCAAGAAUGGAUAUUACAAUAAUGUAAUUUUUCACCGAGUUAUUAAAGGGUUUAUGAUUCAAACAGGAGACCCAUUAGGGGAUGGUACUGGAGGGGAAUCAAUAUGGGGAUCAGAAUUUGAGGAUGAAUUUAACAAGGAUUUGAAACAUGAUAGACCAUAUACUGUGAGUAUGGCUAACGCUGGACCAAAUACUAAUGGAUCGCAAUUUUUCAUUACGGUUGUUCCAACGCCAUGGCUUAACAAUAAACACACGAUAUUCGGUAGAGCGACAGCCGGUAUGGACGUAAUUCAUACCAUUGAGAAUGCAAAGACCGAUAAAUUGGAUAAACCAUUUGAAGAUGUUAAAGUCAUCAAUAUUGAAAUUCGCUGAAUUUCUGAUAGAAAAUAUAUUAGAAUUUUUUUUUGUUAAUAAAUUAUCAAAAAUCAUCUUAAAAAAAAAAAAAA